Molecule: messenger RNA, 10528 nt
Organism: Coregonus clupeaformis (lake whitefish)
Lineage: Eukaryota; Metazoa; Chordata; Actinopteri; Salmoniformes; Salmonidae
Product: E3 SUMO-protein ligase RanBP2
Exons: 30
Coding region: 109-9729 (3206 amino acids)
Biological process (GO): NLS-bearing protein import into nucleus; protein peptidyl-prolyl isomerization
Cellular component (GO): cytoplasm; nuclear pore
Molecular function (GO): peptidyl-prolyl cis-trans isomerase activity; protein binding; GTPase activator activity
Source: RefSeq, a predicted model, not a curated record
AGUACGGCUGCCAUUUGAUGUUUUCAUGGCACGAGUGGAGAAAAAGCAGUUUUGUCAUUCGGUGAAAUUCCAGUUUUGAAAUAACAAGAAAAUACUCUUUACACAGCCAUGCGGCGAAGUAAGGCCGAAGUGGAACGCUAUAUUUCUUCAGUACAGAGUUCCUCUCCUUCACUCAAAGAGAAACCAAUUAAAGGAUUUUUAUUUGCUAAAUUAUACUUCGAGGCUAAGGAGUAUGAACUUGCUAAAAGACAUGUAUCGGCAUAUCUGACUGUGGCCGAGAGAGAUCCCAAAGCACACAAGUUCCUGGGCCAGCUUUAUGAGAGGGAAGGAGAUAUCAACAAGGCAGUAGGAUGUUACAAGCGGUCUGUGGACCUGAACCCAGCCCAGAGGGACCUGGUUUUGAAGGUGGCUGAGCUGCUGGUCGGUAAGACAGAGCGAGACAGCAGAGCAGAGUUCUGGGUGGAGAAAGCUGCCAAGUUGCUGCCAGGAAACCCUGCUGUCUUCAACCUCAAGGAGCGUCUACUGAAUCGACAGGGCCAGCAGGGAUGGAACCAGUUGUUUGACCUGCUGCAGGCAGAGCUGGCUAUGCGACCUGGCGAUGCCCAUAUCAAUGUAAAGCUGGUUCAGCUGUUCUCUUCUGAUGGCAGGCUGGAGGAGGCUGUCAAACACUGUCUGGCCACAGAGAAGAGAGGCCUGCUUAAAUCCAGCUUGGACUGGUACUCUACUGUAGUACACACUCUACAGGAGUUCCUAGCCCAGCCCAGUGUUUCAUCCAAUGAGAAGACGAGUAGACCUUUGCAGAGAGAGCUACUUUUGGCCCACUGCAGCCUGCUGAGACUGACCCUGUCGGGAAAAGGACUGCAGCCUAGCAUCAAGGCCCUCGGGAGUUUUGACUGUGCGAUGCAGGGCCUGAAGAAGACAGCGUGCAGUGUAACCGAUGAUCUGUCUGGGGUCUAUGUGGAGAUGAGGGGACAUCUGUACCUGCAUGCUGGCACUCUGCUGCUGAAGAUGGCUCAGGAAAGAAAAGAGCAGUGGAGGGCUGUCAUUGACCUGGCUGCUCUCUGCUAUUUACUGGCUUACCAGGUCCCCAGGCCGAAGAGCAAGGUGACUAAAGGGGACCAGUCUCCUCCUCAGCAUCUGGAGCUGCUAGCCAGUGACAGACAGAGCCAGGCUGGACACAUGCUGCUUAACCUCAACCCUGACACACAUACCUUUGUCAGAGAGGUGGUGGAGGCGUUUGGUAACCGUAGUGGUCAGGGCUCUUUGUUUGAGCUUUUGUUUGGGCUUCAGGCUCCGGCUGGGACUUCCUUCAUUGGCAACGACGACAUCCGCUCCAUCAACACACAGGCUCCAGCAAUAUCUGACCUCAUCAAAUGGGACAACGGCUCCAUCCAGCUCCAAGGAGGGGACCUCCAGCAGCUGUGUUGGCUGGGCCUCCAGUGGUCUCUCCUGGCCCAGAGGCCUGCUCUGAGGGACUGGCUCAAACAGCUGUUCCCCAGGCUCAUCCUGGAGACCUCCAAACUGGACACCAACACACCUGAGUCCAUCUGCCUGCUAGACCUGGAGGUGUUCCUGUGUGGGGUGGUGUGGUGCAGUCACACCCAGCUCCAGGAGAGGGCCAGGAUCAGUUCUACUGGUCAACAGCAACUCAAUGAGCCCCGCUGCCUGCCCCUGCCCCUCCUCCGCUUCCUUUCCACAGACAGACAGAGGGACUGGUGGGACGCCGUCUACAGCCUCAUACAUAAACGAGCUGCGCCUGGCAUGUCAGCCAAACUAAGGAUGACUGUUCAACAUGGACUAAGCACCCUGCGAGCUGGAGAGAAACAUGGCCUUCAACCAGCCCUGCCCAUACACUGGGCCCAGCACCUCAGCUCAACGGGGGUUGGUGUGAACUCCUACUAUGACCAGAAGGAGUACAUAGGGCGUAGUGUCCACUACUGGAAGGUGGUGCUCCCCCUGCUGGACAAGAUCAAGCGGAGACGCAGCAUCCCUGAACCCCUGGACCCCCUCUUCAUACACUUCCCCUCUAGAGACAUACAGAUCCCAUCAGUGAAGGGCUUUGAGGAGGAGGCCAUGAUAGCGUUUGCGACCCUCUUGGACGUCGAGGGGAGGACAGAGGAGGCUGUCACUACCCUGGAGACAAUCAACAACAUCUCAUCUAACUGGCACCUAGCUAGGAUCUUCCAGCGUCUGUCUGAGGAGGCCGGUAGCGGGGUGGAGGAGACUCAGGACAGGUGCAUCAUGUUCCUCAGGAAGUUUAGAACUUACCUGUCCAAGAUCUACAACGCCAACGCUGACGACAUGGACAAGCUGCCCGUUUCAAUGGAAGAGGUGAUGGAUCUCCUGAACGAUGUGAACCAGCAGCUAGGGGAGAGUGGAGAAGCAAUGGAUGAAGAGGAGGAAGAGGGCAGAACGGUCCACUUCAGCCCACAGUUUACUGAGCCUGCUGCCUCAGUCUCUCACAUCAAAUUCGCCCCUUUAACCCCCUCCCCCAGCAACAGCUUUGUCCCUCCCUCCAAAAGACACCUGAUUUCCCCCAAGACGCCACCUCAUUGGGCGGAGGACCAGAAGUCCCUCCUGCAGAUGCUCUGCCAGCAGGUGGAAGCCCUUAAGAAUGAGGUCCAUGACCUGAGACAUAACUCGUCAGACAGCAUGGCGUCACCCCACCAAAGGAUGUUUGGAGAUGGGUAUGGGCCUGACAUGCAGGAGGGCUACCCCCCAACACAGACCUUCCAUGGAGCACCCCUCACCGUUGCCACCACACAGGCCCCUUCUAUGUAUUUCAAUCAAUCCCCUGCUUAUAACUCCGGACAGUAUCUCCUUCGUCCUGCAGCCAAUGUUACCCCAAUAAAGCCUCCUGUGUAUGGAAUCAACCGCCUGCCACCCCAGCAGCACAUGUAUGCGUACCAGCAGCCCACUAACACACCUCCCCUGCAGUCAACACCAGCCUGCAUCUACCCUCCUCAAGACCAGGUCUUUGGUGUCCCCCUCCGCUUCGAGUCACCAGCAACCAGUCUACUCUCCCCAUACAGUGAGGAAUUCUACGGCCACUCUCAGCCCACCACCAACCCUCCCCUCCCUGAGCCUGGCUACUUCACCAAGCCCUCAGUUGUACCUGUUCAACCACCAAAGAGCAUUGAGGGGAAGCCUGUGGACUUUGGGAAGAUCUCCUUUGGCCAGCAUGUCCCUGCUGAGCCUCUUACGGUGCCUAGCUUUGGUGCUGGAGUAGUUGCCCAGUCCACUCCAUCAUCUGCUGCCUUUAAAUUCAACUCCAACUUCAAAUCCAAUGAUGGGGACUUCACCUUCAAGGCCAAAAACAGUGAGAACCUGUUGGGGCUUCUGACGUCAGACAUUCCCACUAAAUUUGAGGGCCCUUCAGAGGUGAAGCCUCCUAGCCAGGGAGGGAUAUUUAGCUUUGGCACUAAAAGCGCAGUAGGCUUCUCCUUCACUGAUGCAGCCCAGAGUCGGGACAAACCAAACCUGUUUGAAAAAAUUGAACAGCCAAAUAGUUUCACUGAUCUGACCAAGCCGGUAUUUGGGCUGGAAAACACAGCGGUGGAGAAAGGACCGGAGAGCGAUAACGACAGCACUCAUGUGGAGGAGGAUGAGGAUGGGCCUCACUUUGAGCCCAUUGUGCCCCUCCCUGACAAGGUAGAUGUGAAGACUGGAGAGGAGGAAGAAGAGGAGAUGUUCUGUAACAGGGCCAAGCUGUUCAGAUUUGAUGCAGAGACUAAAGAGUGGAAGGAGAGGGGCAUCGGCAUAGUCAAAAUCCUAAAGCACAAUACAUCAGGGAAAGUGCGUCUGCUAAUGAGGAGGGAGCAGGUUCUGAAGAUCUGUGCUAACCACUACAUCACGCCAGAUAUGCUCCUUAAACCAAAUGCUGGCUCUGACAAGUCCUGGGUCUGGAAUGCCAUUGAUUAUGCAGAUGAGGAACCAAGGCCUGAGCAACUGGCCAUCCGGUACAAAACGGCAGACGAGGCAUUGCUCUUCAAAACAAAGUUUGAAGAGGCUCAGAAGAUCGUUCCCAAAUUUCCAGAAAAGCGGCAAGAUCAGCCAGGUAGGAAAGAAACUUCUCCUAAUUCAUCUCCUCCUCAGGCGACAAACUUUGCUGCCCAGUUUGCAAAGAAGGACGGGGAGUGGGAUUGCGACGUGUGCUGUGUAAGAAAUGCUGCUACAAUUAUGCAGUGUGUUGCCUGUCAGACAGCCAACCCUAAUUCCCCGUCAGAGACCAACAGCAAACCGGCUACUGAAACCAAAGGCUUGACUAGUGGGGCAGCUUCAGUGAGAGGAUUUACUUUUGGAUUUGGACCUGACUCGCCAAAAGACACCAGCAGCGCAGGAUCUAUUGGAAAGGGAUUUGGGGCUUUUGGAGCUCAAAUACCCUCCUCCUUUACUUUUGGAACGAGUGGCACCACUUCUAUACCUGCUGCUGGUUUUGGAGCCCAGUCUGGUAAGAAGAAAGAAACCACAGCAGAAGUAGCAGCAGAAUCAAAGCCCUCAACCAUUCCAUUUAGUUCUGGAUUUGGAGUGCAGUUUGGCAAAAAGCCAGGGCAGUGGGAGUGUGACACAUGUCUUGUUAGAAAUGAGGAAUUUGCAAGCAGUUGUGUUUCUUGUCAAACUCCAAACCAAGCAGACAAAACUGUUGUAGAUGGAGCAGCAGCAUCAAUGCCCUCAACCAUUCCAUUUAGUUCUGGAUUUGGAGUGCAGUUUGGCAAAAAGCCAGGGCAGUGGGAGUGUGACACAUGUCUUGUUAGAAAUGAGGAAUUUGCAAGCAGUUGUGUUUCUUGUCAAACUCCAAAUCCCACUGCAAAAUCAACAGUAGAGGUAGCACCACCACCAAAGCCAACAGUGUCGGGCUUUGGUGAUCUUUUUUCUAAGAAGGACAGACAAUGGGACUGUGAUACCUGUCUAGUGAGGAAUGAUGCAUCAGCCUCUAAGUGUAUUUCCUGCCAGACACCCAAUGCUAGCAGCACCCCCUCUCUUGGGGCCAUGUUUUCCAAACAGGGGGGACAGUGGGACUGUGACACAUGUCUAGUCAGAAACGACGGCUCUGCUAGUCAAUGUGUCUCCUGUCAGGCACCCAAUGCUAAGAGCACAGCCACCCCCUCCAGCUCAUCCUUCAGCUUUAGCUUUGAAAGUCAAAGUACAUCUACUCAGCCCGCAGGCACUGCAUCCUUCAAGUUUGAGACCCCUCAGGCUGAAAGCAGUGGCCCCAAUGCUGCAGGCUUCUCUUUCACCAUGCCCGUCCCAGCAGGUGGCUUUAAGUUUGGCACUCAGGAAACUGCAAAGGAAACCCCACCAGCUGAAACUCAGACUCCUGCUUCAGGGUCUGCGUCCAUGUUCCUGAAGAAUAUCGCAGAGCAGCACAGAGGGAAAGAGAAGGAAUCUGGCGUCAGUGUAUCUGCAUCAGUGCUGUCGGUGGACAACACCAAUCAGGAUGAGAAUCUCCUCUUCACUGGCAAACCCAAUGACUUCAGUUUUGCAGAUUUGGCUAAGAACUCACAAGGAGACUUCAAGUUUAAACCGACCGACUCCAAUUUCAAAGGCUUCACCCAUGCUGGCGAGCAGCUGUUCACAUCCCUUCAGUCAAACCAGUGGGCAGACACAUCUGCUGACCAGGAUGAAGAGGACAUAUACAAAACAGAGGAGAAUGACGAUAUCCAGUUUGAGCCUGUGGUCCAGAUGCCUGAGAAAGUGGACCUGGUCACAGGAGAGGAGGAUGAACAGGCCCUUUACUCACAGAGAGUAAAGCUCUUCAGGUUUGACGGAGACAUCAGCCAGUGGAAGGAGAGGGGUGUUGGGGUCCUCAAGUUCCUGAAGAACGCCACCAACGGCAGGUUGAGGGUGCUGAUGAGGAGAGAGCAGGUCCUGAAGGUGUGUGCCAACCACUGGAUCACCACCACCAUGAACCUGAAGCCCUUGGCUGGCUCCAACAAAGCCUGGAUGUGGCUGGCUAAUGACUUCUCAGAAGGAGAUGCCAGACUGGAGCAACUCGCCGCCAAGUUUAAAACCCCAGAGCUGGCUGAGGAGUUCAAGCUGAAAUUUGAGGAGUGUCAGAGGCUCCUGUUGGACAUCCCACUGCAGACUCCUCACAAGCUUGUCGACACAGGCAGAACUGCACAUCUCAUCCAGAAGGCAGAGGAGAUGAAGUCUGGUCUGAAAGACCUUAAAUCCUUCCUGACUGAUGACAAAACAAAGAUCAAGGAGGACGACAGCCAAGCUAACAACACGACAGCCAGUAACACCUCAGGUCUGAUCAUCAAGCCCCACGCGGAGAGCACUGGCCCUACCUUAGAAUGGGACAACUAUGACCUGAGAGAGGAGGCUCUGGACGACAGUGCUGACACAUCUGUCUACGCCUCACCCCUAGCAAGCAGCCCAAUCAGGAAGAACCUCUUCUGCUUUGGAGAAUCCACAGCUGGCUUUAACUUCAGCUUCCAGCCUGUCAUCAGUCCUGCCAAGUCGGCGGCCAAGCUGAACCAGAGCGGGGUGUCUGUGGACGAGGAGCAGGACGCGACCCUGGAGGAGGAGGAGAGGGAUGGCUUGUACUUUGAGCCUGUGGUUCCCCUGCCAGACCUGGUGGAGAUCUCCACUGGAGAGGAGAAUGAAAACGUAUGUUUCAGCCACAGAGCAAAGCUGUACCGCUAUGACAAAGACCUGAACCAGUGGAAGGAGAGGGGCAUCGGAGACCUCAAGAUACUGCAGAACUACGACACCAAACAAGUCAGACUCCUCAUGAGGCGGGACCAAGUCCUGAAGAUCUGCGCCAACCACUGGGUCACAUCUUCUAUGAAGUUGGAGCCCAUGAAGGGUGCUGAGAAGGCCUGGGUCUGGAGUGCUGUUGACUUUGCUGAGGUAGCGGAGGGAAAUGUGGAACAGUUAGCGGUGAGGUUCAAACUGCAGGAUGUAGCCAACUCCUUCAGAGACAUCUUUGACAAAGCUAAAACCGCCCAGGAGAAUGAGAUUCUGGUCACUCCCAUAGCCUCCUGUGAGGCCCCUCAGGAGGUAGCAACAGCUCCAGCCACAGGGACGACAGUGUGUGGACAGGCUGCUGUGGCCAUCCUGGAGGAGACCACCAGAGAACGGACUGAGCUGUCUUCUGAGACUUUCCACACCCCUGACAGCAAGGCCUCCACUUCCACACCACACAGCCCUCUCAACCCCUCUAAGAUGGUGGUGUCUCCUCCCAAGUUCCUCUUCGGAACCGACUCUCUCCAGAAGAUCUUCGGCAGCAGCCUCCCGUCGUCCAAGGAGGAUGUUUCUUCAGAGAGCUCGAAGGCUAAAGACAGCGGUCGGAUCGCCCAGCCCUCACCUGCAUUCAAAAUCCCAGAAAAGGGAUUGGAUUUUAGGCUUUUCAAAGAUAACCCAAUGGCUUUUUGGACCAGCGCCUCAUCCACCCAAUUUGAGCCCCCAGCACCCCCCCAGGUGAAGGCUGAUGAUGACGGUGAGGUGGAGGUGGUGUAUGAGAGGCAGCCGACUGCGGAGCAGGCUCUUCUGGCCAGGGAACUCCUGCUGCCUCUCACCUUCUUCUGCUACCAGAAUGAACCAGGAAACACUAGCGACGACCAGACAGACGAUGAGGACUUUGAGACAGCAGUUAAAGCCCUGAAUGGAAAACUGUACCAGGAUCCUCCUGAGAGAAAGGCUGCAAGUGCAGGUUCUGCAGCUCAGGCGGAGAUUGGUGUUGAGCCUGAGGCAGGUGCUGAGGGUUUGUACCCGGCGGUUGAGGUGGUGUGGGAGAAGAGGCCUACUCCAGAUGAGGAGCAGAAAGCCAAGACCCUGCAGCUGCAUCCAACUUUUUGUGGUGUAGGCGGCGAGGCAGAGGACUUUAAGCCAGAGGACUUUAAGCCAGAGGACUUUAAGCCAGAGGACUUUAAGCCAGAGGACUUUAAGCCAGAGGACUUUAAGCCAGAGGACUUUGAGACAGAGGACUUUGAGACAGAGGACUUUGAGACAGAGGACGCAGAGAGAAGCUCACACCCAGUUUCAUCUGAGGCUGUGUCCUCCAGCACCGGCGACACAGUGCCAGAACAACAGUUCCCAGACCAGUCCCCCAGCAGCCAAGAACAGGCUGCAGAUCAGUCUGAGGCAGAGGUUCAGUCCUCUACUGCAGAGGCUGAGUUCCCAGCUCAGUCGGUAACCAUCCAGGAGGCAGAGGUCCAGACCACUACAGAGGAGCAGCAGACUCCUGAUCAGUCACACUCCACUCCAACUCAGACUGCAGUCUCUAGCAGUGGGGAGCAGGCUCAAACUCCAAACCUUUCAGCAAAACCUGCUGCUAGUGCCCCAGCUUUGGUGACCCCCUUAUUUGGAUUUGGUGCACAGUUUGGCAAAAAGCCAGGGCAGUGGGAGUGUGACACAUGUCUUGUUAGAAAUGAGGAGUCUGCAAGCAGUUGUGUUUCUUGUCAAACUCCAAACCCUGCAGCCAGCAGUGGUGAGCAGGAUCCAGAUCAGUCAGACUCUAUUCCUGCAGCUACCAGCAGCAGCCCCAUAGACCUGUCUACCAAGAAGACCUCUGACUCCACGUCGACAUUUACUACAACCAUUACUCAUGAUGCUCCUAACACAUUUGGCUCCUUGGGCUUGAGUGAUCUGGGAGGGGAAGGGUUCUCCUUCGCUGAACUGGCACAGAACACCGGGGGUGAAUUCUCCUUCGGAAAACAAGAUUCUAACUUCUCGUGGGCGAAUGCCGGUGCUACGUUGUUUGGAGCUGCAGCCCCACCCAAAGCUGAGGGAGGGGAGGAGGGGAGCGAUGAAGAGGACGCUAAUAAUCUGGACAUUGACUUUGAACCCAUAGUCUCCCUACCAGAGGUGGAGACUAAGUCAGGGGAGGAGGAUGAGGAGAUCCUGUUUAAGGAGCGUACCAAGCUGUACCGCUGGGAGAGAGCCCUGGGCCAGUGGAAGGAGAGGGGUGUGGGCGACAUCAAGAUCCUCUUCCACCCUGAUAAGAGGUUCUACCGGGUGCUGAUGAGGAGGGAGCAGGUGCUGAAGGUGUGUGCCAAUCACACCAUCUGCCAGAGCAUGGAGCUCAAACCCAUGAACACCUCCAACCAAGCCCUUGUCUGGACCGCUACUGACUUUGCAGAGGGUGAGGGUAAGGUGGAGCAGUUGGCAGCCAAGUUCAAGACAGCAGAGCUGGCUGAGUGUUUCAGGAAAACCUUCUGUGAGUGUCAGAGCCGUAUGAGCCAGUCAGAGGCCUCCCCCCAGAUGUCCAGGGUCCAGGAACAUUCUAGAGACUCCAACCCCCAGGUGUACCUCUCGAUCACCGCUGACGACGAGCCCCUGGGAAUGGUCACCAUAGAACUGUUCUCUCACAUUGUCCCCAAGACUGCUGAGAACUUCAGAGCGCUGUGUACAGGACAGAAAGGCUUCGGGCUGCGCAACUCUGUCUUCCACAGGAUCGUUCCGGACUUCAUGUGUCAGGGUGGAGACCUCACCAACCAGGACGGGACAGGAGGGAAGUCCAUCUACGGGGACAAGUUUGAGGACGAGAACUUUGAUGUGCGCCACACGGGCCCAGGGCUGCUGUCCAUGGCCAAUCGCGGCCGAGACACCAACAACUCCCAGUUCUUCAUCACACUGAAGAAGGCUGAGCACCUGGACUUCAAACACGUGGCCUUUGGCUUCGUCAGAGAGGGCAUGGAUGUGGUCCGCAGCAUGGGAGAGCUGGGCACCAAGACUGGCAAACCCAGCAAGAAGAUUGUCAUCACUGAAUGUGGACAACUAUAGAGCUUGAGCUCAGGUCACUGACUGGACAACUCAACUAUAGGGCUGAGAUUUGGUCACUGAUUGGACGGCUAUGGGCCUUCUCUCUGGUCAUGGACUGAACAGUAAUAGGAUUUCAAACUGCGCACAAUUAUAGUAGGCAAAUAUCAAAUUAAUCCCUAUUCUCCAUAUAGUGCACUCUUUUUGAUCCGAGCCCCAAGUGGAGUGCACUAAGUGCUUUGGUAGUGCACUACGGGGGGAAUAGGGUUUCAUUUGAGACAGGGCCAGAGUCUCCUGAUCAGUGUUGCACUUGCUUCCCUGCUGCACCCGGAGGGCUGCACGUCCCUGUGUGAAUCCCCAGACCGUUUAUUUGUGUGUAUAAUGUACAUGGACUACUUUCUUUUGGUCUUUUUUUUUUGUGCAUGUGUUCCAAUAAGAGUUGACAGCGCUGGUUCCUUCAUAAGCGCCUGAACUCCAUUGUUUUGUGUAAUUAAGUCUUUAAUUAAGAUUAUUGAGACCUUGUUUAAAAACCAACCUCAGUUCGUUUGGGACAGCGUUCCUGCUGCCUGUGUAUACUUUUAGGUGUGUUUUUUGUGUGUAGGCUAUACAUUGAUUUCAUAAUGUGUAAAUUAUUGAGACUACACUUGUCCAUCUUAAACUAAACGGUACAAAUAUGAAGAACUAUUAAGUCUGACAAUUUGGGAGAGGCGACAGAUAAUAAAUAUUAUAUUUUAUGGUUGUAUAAGCACCCUCUAUGGUAUUCUGUUGAGAAUUCACAAUAGGGGGUUAACAAUUAUUAUUGUCAAUAAAUAAAUUGAAGAUG